GUUACAUCACCUGAAAAGCAGCGAGCUGGCUAAAGGCCGUUCAGGAAGAUCUGUGUGUCAGAAUCAGAGGAACCAAUUACACUCUGAGACUUCCAACAACUUAUUUCAACAGUUUCGUUUUAAUCAGAAGACAAAUCCAACACACAUGUCAAGUCAACAAUAAAUUACGUUCAUGUAAAGAAGAUUUAAUAUCCUUUAUGUAUUUCCACCUCAGUUUUUGUAUUGCACAAGUGUCUGUAGCAGAUAUAAGUUGUAUGCUGUUUCAGUUCCUCCGGAGAGUUUCUGGAUGACAAGUCCGAGAGUGCAUCACUAGGGAAGUCCACUGCCGGACAGCGAGCUGUUAUCUUAGUUGAGUUAAAUCGGAGUUAAUGCUGCACAGUUUGGACCGUGAGAGUCUGUGUGCGUCCACUGAGAAAUGAAGCUGUCAUUCUUGUUGUUGCUGCUGGCCCUGCUGGCUCUGUCCUCAGCCAUUUUUCAGGACAUUUUGAAGCAAAGCUCACAGCACAGAAAAGUCUCCUUGCUGAAGCCAACAUGUCAAUCUCCUCCUUUCUCCUCCAUAUCUGAUUGUAAUGCCAAACUGAAAUGGCAGACCUGGACCGGCUCUCUCUCUGACAAAGCAGUUUCAAUUUACAACAGUUAUGAUAAACGCACCGACUACAUCUGCAAAUUCGAGUGCCAUGCCGGCUUCUACUGCCCUUACUUGGACUCUUACUGUCACUAUGCCUAUGCAGACAAAGAGUAUCGUGACUCCCAGUUUGAGAUUCUUGUGAAUGAAGACGACUUUGAGAUCCUGCAGUGGAGGGAGGGUUCCUAUGGUUCUGUACCCCCAAAUUCAAUCAGAACCUGUUAUAGUGAUGAAAUCUAUGUAGGAAAGAACGAGUACGGUCUUGGGAAGGUGCAUCCUAAACACCAGGCCUUCUUCCUUGCCUGGGGAGGUAACGAGUAUUGGUACAAAAAUUACGAGGUCCUGACCAUCAAUAAGGAUGUUGAGAGUGAGCAAAUCUCCAAUGUCAAGUACAACAUUAAUGAAGCUGAAAUCGUCCAGUAUCUUCCAGAGACCAUGCAGAGCUCUGUGAUCACCAACAAUGAGUGUGAUUCUGUGAUGAAAACAGCUACUUUCUCAAAGACAAGUCGGGUAGAGAGAAGGUGGGAUGUCGGCUCUUCCCGUAUGUUUGGUAUCAGGACGACCUUCACUGCAGGAAUCCCCAGCAUUGUAUCUGGAAGUAUAGAGAUCAGCGCUCAGGUGACAUUUCAGUUCUCAGAAGGACAAACGUACAGUGAAGAGACCUCCCGCUCUGUUUCUGUGCAGCUCACGGUCCCACCAAACCACUACUGCGAAACCCGUAUGGUGGGACAUAAGUACAAGAUAAACAUCCCCUUCACUGCACAACUCAGCCGCACCUACAGAAACGGAGAAAAAACAAGGACACUGAUCACUGGGAUGUAUGACGCCACUGACAUUGGAGAAGUCAGGAUGGUGGUUGAGCGAUGUAAACCUGUAACUAACGCUAAACGGUGCCCCUAAAAGACACCAUAAGAUAUUUACAGGAUUCUUUGAAAAUCUUUGAAAAAUUGUUGUUUUUAAUCUUGUUCCUACAGUUGGAUGUUUGA
Thunnus maccoyii (southern bluefin tuna) is the source of this 1611-nucleotide messenger RNA. RefSeq names its product natterin-3-like. The record is from RefSeq and is a predicted model, not a curated record. The transcript has 3 exons. Lineage: Eukaryota; Metazoa; Chordata; Actinopteri; Scombriformes; Scombridae. Bases 416 to 1525 code for a protein of 369 amino acids.